CAGAGAAAAACUUCUCUUAGAGCGGAACGAUACGGUGCACUCCUCUGUACUUCUCCCACCAAUCGUAAAUUACCUUCUCUACUGCUUGACGUCACGCGUCCGCGAGUUCCACGGCAACGCUGCCGACAGCCGAGGGUGUACCAACGCGACGAGCCGAAAGCCAAGCCAAAACAGUAGCGUGUGUUAGCAAGAUAUACACUUGGUGUGACGUCUAUUGUGUAGUAUUUCGCACAUGGUGGCUUUGUUUAUCCUCUAAUUAUAUCUUUAUCUGUGAGUUUUUCGAUACGUGCAUCUUGCCCUGACAGUCAUGUCAUUAGAUCAGACAGUAUGUGAAGAUCUAAAGGCUUUUGAAAGACGGCUGACUGAGGUUAUUGCCAGUCUACAACCUGCCACUAUGCGAUGGAGAAUGUUAUUGUGUUUGAUGUCCACCUGCACCGCUGUUGGUGCUUGGCACUGGAUAACAGAUCCUAUCACACCUACAGUACCUUUCACACAGAGUUUAUACAAUCAUCCUUUCUUUACAAUAGCUACUAUAAUAUUAGUGAUAUUGUUUAUGAUGGGAGCUCACAGACGAGUAAUAGCACCUAGUAUUAUAACUCAGAGAGCCAGAAGUGUUCUUGGCGAUUUCAAUAUGAGCUGUGAUGAUACUGGGAAGCUGAUUUUGAAGCCCACAAGACCUCAACAUCCUCAUGAAACGUAGAAUAUUGUAAAUUUAUUUCAGUGAAAAUAAGCAAAAUAUUAAUUUUUUGUAUAAUAAAACAUUUGCUCCAAAAUAUCAUAGUUAACAAAAGAAUUUAAAAUUGUACAUUUCAUUUGCUCCAAAAUAUCAUAGUUAACAAAAGAAUUUAAAUUAUAUAUUUCAAGACUUAUAUAAACCUUGUAUAUUUUGAGAACUUCUGUUUACUUCUGUAUGUAUGUAAACCUUUAUAUAUUAUAUAUAUUAUAUAUAUUUGUAAAU
This is a messenger RNA of Pseudomyrmex gracilis, 958 nucleotides long. It is a transcript of the gene Cnep1r2, whose product is annotated as nuclear envelope phosphatase-regulatory subunit 1 homolog. The coding region runs from base 308 to 700 and encodes 130 amino acids. Gene Ontology annotation, cellular component: cytoplasm; Nem1-Spo7 phosphatase complex. NCBI's taxonomy places the organism in Eukaryota, Metazoa, Arthropoda, Insecta, Hymenoptera, Formicidae. The record is from RefSeq and is a predicted model, not a curated record. The transcript is spliced from 4 exons.